AUGUCGGAGCGUAAGGCGGUUAUUAAGAAUGCAGAUAUGAACGAGGACAUGCAACAGGAUGCGGUAGACUGCGCGAGCCAGGCGCUUGAGAAGUACAACAUCGAGAAGGAUAUCGCUGCCUUCAUCAAGAAGGAAUUCGACAAGAAGUACAACCCCACGUGGCACUGCAUCGUAGGCCGCAACUUUGGCUCCUACGUCACGCACGAGACCAAACACUUCAUUUACUUUUACUUAGGACAGGUGGCUGUUCUUCUCUUUAAGUCUGGUUGA
Molecule: messenger RNA, 270 nt
Organism: Peronospora farinosa
Lineage: Eukaryota; Oomycota; Peronosporomycetes; Peronosporales; Peronosporaceae
Source: the annotation of a GenBank genome assembly